AUGUUUCAUAAUUGUCCUGUAAUUGGUGGUUUUUGGCGCCCCCUACUGGUUGCAUAUAAAUUCGGGGAGAAACCCAGAAUUCCACGCAGUCUGAUCAGCGCUCUGCUGUGGACACUGGGAGAAGAAGCUGUGGCUCACAGCACAUCGUUCCCAGCACAACUCAAGAUGGAUGAAUCAAACUUCACAGGGUUCAGUUCUAACAGCUCUUCCGCUGGAUUACCUCAACACUCUUGGAAUCAACGCGGUCUGAUCCCUGCAGUGGUAUUAACUUUCUGCUAUCUAGUUGGAGUUCCUGGAAACAUUGCUGUGAUUAUAUUCAAGCCUAACUGGGAGCAUCUGUCCAGAACGACCCAGAGUUUAAUGAUGAAUCUGACCAUUUCUGAUCUAAUGUGUCUGCUUACCCUUCCACUGUGGAUUUACAACGUACUCCUUGGAUGGACAUUCGGCCUUGUAGCCUGCAAAGUUCUAUCAUACUUUGUGUACUUUACAGUUUAUGUUAGCCAAAUGACUGUGACUGCGUUGAGCAUCCAGCGCUACAUUGUUGUUGUGCGUGGAUGGAAGUGCGAUAUACAAAAAGGUGUGCUGGUGUUUCUGCUUUGGCUGUCAGCUUUUACUUUGUCCAUUUAUGUUUUGGUGACUGAACAACUAACGAAAGAAGGACAAUGGAUCCGCUGCAUACCCCAAUAUUCUUCUGAGGCACAGUGGCUUGCUGUGCUGUUCACAGAGAUCUUGUUUGGACUUGCUUCAUGUUCACUUGUCACAUUAUCAUACAUAUCUCUCAACAAAAAGGUUAGGAGUUCAGCCUUUUUUAACAAUCCACAGACAAGCAGGCUGCUUAUUAGCAUUAUUUUAAGCAAUUUUAUUAUGUUUUUUCCACUUUAUAUGGUCAAUAUGCUGGCUGUGUUAGGGAUAAUUCUUAAAAACAAGGAGCUCCUGAAGUUUUGUGUAGACAGUUGGAGUGUAGUCAAGUCAUUUACAUUUACAAAUAGUACCAUAAAUCCACUCUUGUAUGCUUUUAUUUCUACUAAAUUCUGUCCUUGUUGCACAAAGAACUCACCCAAUACGGAUGAGAGAACUUCCCGAAACACCUGACAUUGCUACAAUUGCAGAACUUUGAUGACGAUAGUGACAAAUGUCACUUUUCUCCCCCAAAAAAACUGAAAUAAGUUUGUUUCUUUUCAUUUAAACUGAUGUCACAUCUUCUACUAUUUCCGUUUCAUUUUUUUUCUGCAAUUGCAUGAACCAGGAAGUUGAUUUUGUCCCUUUGUUUAUGUAAAAUUUAUCAAAUUACACUUUAUAUAAUUGUAUCACUACAUUUGGUUUACCAAUUACUUUUUUACCCAUUGACCUUUGCAAGUAGUAUUUUAAUUUGUUGUCCUUAUACGCCACUUUUUUCUAUGCUCACACUGUUUAGACUGGUAUUUGAAUUUCACCUGUAUCUAUAUUUACUGCUUGUUUUUUUUUAAUGACUUUUUCAAAACAUACAUAUAAAUACAUUGCUUUCAUAUUUGCUCUCUUCUUACUCUCAAUCACAAUGAAUUUGUACUGAAUUCUGUCUAGAAAACAUGGUGAAAUUUUUAAAUAAAUCUUAUGUUGAAAUA
Messenger RNA from Poecilia latipinna (sailfin molly), 1601 nucleotides. Its product is annotated as C-C chemokine receptor type 8-like. The record is from RefSeq and is a predicted model, not a curated record. The transcript is spliced from 2 exons. Gene Ontology annotation, cellular component: membrane; external side of plasma membrane. Gene Ontology annotation, molecular function: C-C chemokine binding; C-C chemokine receptor activity. Lineage: Eukaryota; Metazoa; Chordata; Actinopteri; Cyprinodontiformes; Poeciliidae. Gene Ontology annotation, biological process: G protein-coupled receptor signaling pathway; positive regulation of cytosolic calcium ion concentration; immune response. Bases 1 to 1092 code for a protein of 363 amino acids.